Puccinia graminis f. sp. tritici CRL 75-36-700-3 is the source of this 2746-nucleotide messenger RNA. RefSeq lists its product as uncharacterized. Gene Ontology annotation, molecular function: transcription coregulator activity. The record is from RefSeq and is a predicted model, not a curated record. The coding region runs from base 53 to 2410 and encodes 785 amino acids. Gene Ontology annotation, cellular component: SAGA complex. Gene Ontology annotation, biological process: regulation of transcription by RNA polymerase II. The transcript has 3 exons. NCBI's taxonomy places the organism in Eukaryota, Fungi, Basidiomycota, Pucciniomycetes, Pucciniales, Pucciniaceae.
CAACAACAACAACAACAACAACUUGAAAACCAAAAUAUCACAUCGAUCAGCAAUGUUCCGACAACCAGGGAUCUAUAACCUCACCCGUACCAUCAGGUCGAUAUUGAAACGGUACAGGAAAGAGUCGCCCUCGCUGACCAUGCAUCUCUACUCGGCUGGCUUUCGACUGGGAGCCAAGGACUCAACCCUACACGCUUACGACGGUGAGAUGAAACAUUGGAUGGACUGUAUACGAGAACAGAAGAUGCCAAACGAACUACUCGACGUGCUCGACGAGCUAGGAAUCAGGUUCUACGAUGGAUGUCUGAUCGUCGAGGUUCAUGACCAUCGAUCUGCCCAACAACAGCCAGAACAAACUCAGUCAACUACCGAUCAUCAUCAUCACCAUCAAUCAACUACGGCCAACCCACAACAACCACCAGUAGCAGCUCAUCAAAGAGCCUCAAACAAUCUCCUUCAUCAGAACAGCAACUCACAUCAACCAUCUACCACAACCGAUCUGCCCAACGAUCAAGUCAGCGUCCACCGUCUCGUACUCACUCCAACAUGCGAAACUCUCUGGAGGGACAUCCUACUCAUGAACGAAGCCAAACUCGCACAACUGAAUCGAGGGACCAAGGGCACAUCAUCAUCAUCAUCAUCCUCAGAAUUCAAAUGGGGUCCAAUCACUGAAGAGGAAGCUGUUGAACUCGAGGCAGCAAUCCUUGAUCGUACCGCGCCUGCGCUCUGUCUCUCCCCCAGUAUCAUCACCUCGCGGAUCGCCAAUCAAAUGUUGAGCGAGACCACCCUCCAGCCUUCUACGGACAAGAAGAAAUCUAGAAAGAGGCCCCUGAACUCUGGAGAAAAGGAGGCCAUGCGUCGCCAGCGUGAACGUCAGGAGAGGUACAUGCACAUCGCAGAUGAGAGCUACGAUCAAUCAUUUGCUCCUACAUUCUCGCGAAUUGACUUGAUCAAACGAUUACGGACUACCCGGCCUGUCAUCACUGCCCCCCAAGAGCCAGAGAAAAAAUGGAACGCGCGCGAUCCCAACCAAGACGCGCUCAAAGGCUUCAUUCCUCAGAUGACUGUAGCCCCAUCAGACCUACACCUCCCAGGCUACUCACUACGCGAUCCCAAGAACGAAUCACAGCAGGCUACCAAACCGGUCGCGGGAAGCUCGAGUCACCAGCCAUCCAAUUCAGGGCGUCCUUCCACCCCACCUCCCGCUUCGGCCGCCCCAUCCGCAACAACCGUACCUGCACCUGCCCCGACGGGUAAGAAGACGGCCUCGAAGAAGAAAGCCGUAGAGCGCUCAGAAACUGGAUCCCCAGCGGCUGGAUCAUUAGCCCCACUGAAAAAACCACCCAAGAAACCCAAGAAGCAGGUCGAACUCACCCCUGAAGCUGCCGCUCUUGCAGAAGAGAAGCGCAAGAAACAGGCAGAACAGAGGAAGAUUCAGAAGGAGCGCAAGCUUGCUUUGGCUGCUGCUGCUAAAGCCGAAGCAGCACAAAAGGCGGCGGCAGCCGCUUCCAGUGGUAGCAGUGCUCCAACUCCCUCAAAUAGGGAAACUUCUACUGCGGCUGCUCCUCCUGCAACAGAGAACAGCAUCCCUGUCCCGAAUCGUGAUCAUCCGGCCAAUCAAUCAACCGAGUAUCAUCAUCACCAACAGGCAGACAUCAGCAUCUCCGUUCCUGACUCGAUCCCCGUCGUGACUGGCGACAGCAUACCAGUUCCCAACCAAUUUGCUUCAAACAACCACCUCAACAGCAGUAUUCCAGUCCCGAACCUGCCGAUUCUAUCCAACCAUACGUCUCCGGCGCCCAAUCAUGGCAUACCGGUCCAACAGGACGUAAAUGUAAACAGUAGCAGCAUCCCUGUGCCUGCAUUUAACCACUCGAUUCCCGUCCCUUCGCCGAGUCAUCACAAUAGCAUCCCUGUCCAUCAGGGUAUCCCGGUCGGCAACGAACUGCUGCCCAUGAGUGCCCCUGACAGCAUCCCCGUGCCCUCGCCCGGCAAUGAUAUCAACUGCUUCCCUGUGCCCAACCAAGCCCACCAUCCAAGAAUGGACCAACUCGCCAGCAUCCCCGUUCCUCAAUCAGAGCCCCAGCUUUGGAACCCCGCCUUCGCUAACUUCCGUCCUCCUUCAAACCCUAAUCAUCUCCAUCAGAGAGCCCCGGAUAUCGAUAUCGACGUCCAUCUCAGGCCCUCUCAGCCCCCCGCUAUCCCCUCGCUCACUUCUAUCGAGGUGCCGAAUAUCCCUAUCCAUCCUCCCGCCCUUCACCAACCUCUUCUCACUCAACAGGAGCAUCAACAGCAACAACAGCAGCAGUAUCAUCAUCAACAGCAAGCCCAUCAACAACACCAACACCAACAGCAACAUCAGCAACAGCAACAGCAACAUCAACAACCGUUUCAUAACUGGUCCAAUUAACUUGACUCUCUUCCUUUAUCGAACCUGUACUCGUUUAUCAUACCUUUUGCAUACCUUUUUCCCCCCCUUCACCUUUCUUUUAAAUCUCGUGUGAAGAGACAUUAAAUUUGUUGCCACUCUUCAUCGUCUCAUCCUCCAUUAGUAAACACACACCCACACCCCACAUAUCUUAACUUGUAUAUAUACCCUGUAGGACCUUGUUGUUUCUGUGUUGUUCAUGCUUGGCUUUUUUUCCUCGUUGUCUUUAUCUACAUAUCUGUAAAGAUGCAUGGAUGUAUAGAUAUAUUUAUUCUACAUAAGAAUUUGUACAAAACUUGCUAUAACCCAUCAUCCAAA